Molecule: messenger RNA, 1752 nt
Organism: Didymosphaeria variabile
Lineage: Eukaryota; Fungi; Ascomycota; Dothideomycetes; Pleosporales; Didymosphaeriaceae
Exons: 5
Coding region: 1-1752 (583 amino acids)
Biological process (GO): transmembrane transport
Molecular function (GO): transmembrane transporter activity
Source: RefSeq, a predicted model, not a curated record
AUGGGGCUCGGCAUACUCGAGGAUCACAAGCUGGAGCACGUCCCUGGGACGGCGAACGUACUCGAAGAUGAGCGAAGGAGACAAGAGGACCAGGCGGAAUCUCGCGAUGCGAACCUGAAGUAUGAUAAGACGGGAAAGAUACUGCUCGUCCCGCAACCUAGUGACGACCCCAACGAUCCGCUUAACUGGCCACUAUGGCAGCGCGAUGUCAUUGUAUGCAUUCUCUCACUCGUCUCUGUCAUCGCAGCAACACUUUCCCCUCUGCUCGCCGCAGACACCGUCUCCCUCGCCAUCUACUUCCAACGCUCCUUCACCGACAUGGCUCUCCUCACGGGCUACCACCUCCUCGGCGUGGGCCUCGCAGGCUUCCUCUUCGUGCCCUCCGCACGUAUUUGGGGAAAGCGACACGUCUAUCUGCUUGGCGCCAUCACCAUUAUAUAUAGCAGCGCAUGGGGCGGCGCGAACGGGAAGAAUUACAAGUCUCUUCUAUGGGCACGAAUCUUCCAAGGCAUAGGGCUUGCGCCUUUUGAAGCGCUGGUCAAUGCCAGUGUGGGUGAUUUGUACUUUGUGCACGAGAGGGGUCUGAGGAUGGCACUGAGUAAUCUUGCUUUGUUCGGAGGUGCCUUCCUCACGCCCGUGUUGGUGGGAAAGAUUGCGGCGGAGAUAGGAUAUGAGUGGACAUUCUACUUCGUCGCCAUCUUCACGGCGGUGCUUUUCCCCUUGUUGUUCUUCUUUUGUCCUGAGACGACAUACAGAAGAGAGCAGCGGUUCGAUAUCGAUACAAUGGGAAAUUUCGUGGAGCCCACGCCGCCAACGGCGUCGAAGGAAAUGGCAGUGGAGUCAUCAGCGGGUACAUCCGGCGAGCUGGACAGUACUGGCAAUGCUGCGAACAUGGAGGGAGUCAGGGCACAUCCUCACCUUCGAACCAAGAUCUCGUGGAAGAGAAGUCUUUUGCCCUUCAACGGCCGCCACACGGAUGAACGUUACCUACACCUCCUCCUGCGACCCUUCCCGCUCUUUUUCCAUCCCGGUAUUCUCUGGGCCUGUCUUAUACAAGGCGCUUUGAUUGGAUGGACGGUGAUGAUCGGAGUUGUUCUCGCAGCUAUCAUGCUAGGCCCCCCGCUCUGGUUUGGCGAAGAAAAGACAGGCUACAUGUACACAGGCGCUUUCGUUGGAGCACUCAUUGGCUUCAUGUUAUGUGGCCUUGUAUCAGAUUGGUCAGCCAGGUUCCUCACGCGUCUCAACCACGGCGUGUACGAGCCUGAAAUGCGAAUGUUUCUUGUCCUCCCACAACUUGUGCUCGGGUGUGCAGGGCUCUAUGGCUUCGGCUACACAGGUGGCGACCCAUACAAGUAUGGCUGGUUCUGGCCGGACUUCUUCUUCGCGCUGGAGGUGGCAGGUAUGGUUUGCGGUGCUGUGGCGAGUGCGCUAUAUAUCGUCGACGCGCAUCGCGACAUGUCUGUUGAAGGCUUCACUUGCCUGCUCGUCUUCAAAAAUAUUUUCUCAUUUGCUCUCACGUUCAAAGGCUUCGAAUGGAUUCAGAGAGGCAAGGUGCAGCCUGUCUUCACGGCAAUAGCGAGCGUCCAGGUAGGAAUUUGCAUGACAACUGUGCCCCUUUAUAUUUUCGGCAAGAAGAGUCGCUCUUUCUUCCAUCGCAACAACAUCUACUUCAAGCUCACAGAUGCUAUUGCGGAUAGAGUCAUGGUUCCUUUGGAUUGGAUUGGGAGUAAGAUCUUUUUUUUGGAAUUCUAA